Fonsecaea erecta is the source of this 1536-nucleotide messenger RNA. RefSeq lists its product as hypothetical. Gene Ontology annotation, molecular function: nucleic acid binding; RNA helicase activity; ATP binding. Lineage: Eukaryota; Fungi; Ascomycota; Eurotiomycetes; Chaetothyriales; Herpotrichiellaceae. Bases 1 to 1536 code for a protein of 511 amino acids. The record is from RefSeq and is a predicted model, not a curated record. The transcript has a single exon.
AUGGCUUCUGCGACCGACGAUUCUAGCAGCGCAGACGAGUUUCGAAAUCCUCCUCCAAAGCGCAGACGCAUCUCACAAGAGAGUGGUAGUACUCCAAGCACUGUGAUCCAGCCUGCUCCAAUAUCCAGAGUGAAAAAGAGCAUACCUCCACAGGAAAAUGGAUCACUGUCGGCGGCACCACCUUCUGUCCCUGCAACCUCUGGUAGCUUCCAGUCGCUUGCUGUGGCACCCUGGCUGAUACAUUCCCUGGCUGCGAUGGCCAUAUCACAUCCUACCGAGAUUCAACGCACCUGCAUACCUGAAAUUCUCAAGGGAAGAGAUUGUAUUGGAGGCUCGAGAACGGGUACUGGAAAAACGGUGGCCUUUGCGGUCCCUAUAUUACAAAAAUGGGCAGAGGAUCCAUUCGGUAUCUACGCCGUCAUCCUCACACCAACGAGGGAGCUGGCUCUGCAGAUUUACGAGCAGUUUCAAGCUCUAGGAGCGCCGCAGAAUCUCAAGACGGUAUUGAUAACAGGAGGAAGUGAUAUGCGACCCCAAGCGGUCGCUCUCGCCAAACGACCACACAUCGUCGUGGCAACACCAGGAAGACUAGCAGACCACAUUCUCAGCUCGGGCAAAGAAACCAUCAUCGGGCUAUCUCGCGCGAGAGUGAUGGUUCUCGACGAAGCCGACCGCCUGCUUGCCUCUGGACCAGGCUCCAUGCUUCCAGAUCUCAACACCUGCCUAUCUGCCCUCCCUCCACCUUCGGCACGGUUAACCCUGCUCUUUACCGCGACAAUAACGCCAGAAGUUCGAGCACUGAAGGAAUUACCACGCCCGCCAGACCGGCCUCCUGUUUUCGUCUCGGAAAUUGCAGACCUCUCGGAUGCCUCUCUUUCCUCCAGCCUUGUCCCGGCGUCGCUCACACAAACAUACCUCCAGAUUCCCAUGACUCAUAAGGACGCCUUUCUUCACGUGCUUCUGUCUGUUCCUUCGUUCACGAAGGUCCCUGAGCCUAGCAUCAUGGUCUUUGUGAACCGUACCAGCACCGCUGAUAUUCUUCACCGUACCCUCCUCCAACUCUCCCAUCCCGUGACGGCACUCCAUUCCGAACUCCCCCAGAUCCAGCGAAACAGGAAUCUGUCCGACUUUCGCGCUCAGAAGUCGCGGAUUCUCAUAAGUACAGACGUGGCAUCAAGAGGUCUCGAUAUUCCCGAGGUCAACUUCGUGGUCAACUUUGACGUCCCCCGAAAUCCGGUAGAUUACGUUCAUCGAGUUGGACGUACAGCCAGAGCGGGUAGGAAAGGUACGAGCAUCACAUUUGUUGGACAGAGAGAUGUCUCUCUGGUUCUCGCCAUUGAAGAGUACAUUGGCAGUAAGAUGGAAGAAUGGACCGAAGAAGGAGUGAACAUCGAGACGCGUGUUGUGAGAGGCCGGACCUUGAAGGAUGUGGCCGAGGCGCGAAUGGAGGCUCUUCGCGAUGUCGAGAGUGGCAAGGACGUGACAGGUUGGCGGAGGAAGAUCAAGAAGGAUAGGAAACGAGCGUUGACCGAGUAG